This is a messenger RNA of Pocillopora meandrina, 2240 nucleotides long. NCBI's taxonomy places the organism in Eukaryota, Metazoa, Cnidaria, Anthozoa, Scleractinia, Pocilloporidae. The record is from the annotation of a GenBank genome assembly.
AUGAAUAAAGAAUGGGGAAGUGACCAAGGCUACUCCACUAUGAAGACACCUACAUGUUUGUUACUCAAUCCAGACCAGAGUUUCAAUUCGUUUGACUAUGAAGCCAAAGAUAAAUUUGCUGAUUUGGAGGAAGAGGAAGCUCGUCAAUAUUUUUACUUUGAUUGCUUUAAAAUGAUUCUUCAUAACAAUGAGGUGAGAGAAAAAUUCUUUUUUUUUUUUUUUUUCAAAUAUAUGAAACUUCCUUAUUUAGAAGAAAUAUUGGUAAAUCUUCGAAGGAUUUUAUGUUAAUAAACAUUAGUCGAUUCUGGUAUGGAAGAAAGAAGCUGUGUUAUUCUGAUAAAUGUUGGCAAUUUGUUUAUUAACUUUGAAGGAGAUCAGGGUAAAGCCAAGCUAUUAUAUCAAAGCUUAGGUCAAUUUAAAGGUUAUUUGGUUUUCCUCAAAAUUUGGUGCUUUUCAAGUUUUGUACUUUUUUCAGAAAUGUUAAUAAACAGAUACUUCUAAUAUUUUUUAAUGGUUAUUAAUUCCGAACUGAAUGAGAGCGCAGAAACUUACUGCAAACAUAAAACUAAUAAACUUUUGAAACAAACGUGGUUUUUGUCCUUACAGAGCUUGAAUAUGAACACCACUGUAGAGGCAGCGAAUGGUAGGCACAUGAGGGCCUUGGAUGUUUUUAAAUAUUCCAUAAAAUAUCUUUACACACGGGCACUAGAGGUGAUUAAGGAGAGAACUGGUGACGAAGACUUCGGAGGAAAUGAUGUGCAAUGGGUCUUGACCGUCCCAGCAAUAUGGAAACCAGCGGCGAAACAAUUCAUGAGAGAGGCUGCUUAUCAAGUGAGCUGUCAUGAUAUACACAUUUCAAACAUCAACAAAUUCGUGUAAUGAUCAGUAUUAUUGACUAACUUUCAAAUUGCCAACGCAAAGAAGGGUAAAGCUGUUGCUUUGAAGAAUGCAAAUUCUUGCACCAUACGAGAAGAAAAUGGUGAAACAUUACUGAACCAGUCUGCUUGGUUAGGGCUCGCUCUACGAAGUCGCAAAAGCGCAACAAGGAAAAACUGGGCUAAAAUACUUCUUUCCUACAUCCAUUUUCUGCAAUAAGUCUUUGUAACAUCAUCUUCAUUGACUAUCCUGACAUCCAGUGCUUGUACUUUUAUCUUAGGCAGGGCUGGCACAUCCCUCCAACCCAGAGCAGAUACUGAUCGCUUUGGAGCCAGAGGCGGCCUCCGUCUACUGUAGAGAGCAAAAGGUGAGAGAGUUUGUUUCUGAGAGUGGUAGCAACGACGCCUCAGUUGAGGACACCAUCGCCCGACCAGAAACACAGUACAUGGUAAUUGACAUUGGAGGUAAAUUCAAUUUUUCUAGUAGCAAAUUGUUCCAUUGGAAACUCUUGACUUGAACAAAAACAUCUGGACCUUGUGCGGUUAAAUGCUUUAUUUUAGUUUUUUUACUUUUUUCCAUUUACCGCCGCCAGAAAUAGUCAGCACAUUUAAAGCUAGACACCUCAUUUUUUAAGUGAUCAAUUUUCUAUCAUUUUCAUGAAAUGUUUUCUGUUAUAACAAAUGUGCAGGGCCCAGUUAUAUAAGGGUCGGAUAAUGCUAUUAAACGGAUAAAUUGCUAUCCAGUGGAUAAGUGAUAGCAAAACGUAUCGCGUUAUCCACCGUAUAGAGUUUAAUCUAGUGGAUGGCGUUAUCCAACUUUCGAACAACCGGAGCCAGAACGUUAUUCUAAAAUAUCUUGACUCUUGUAUUCAUGUAGGCGGAACUCUUGAUGUGACUGUUCAUGAACUUAUGGAAAACGGUGCAAUCCGAGAGCUUUAUAAAGCCACAGGAGGUACGUUUGGAGGACAGAAUGUCAACAGACAGUUCAGGAUCCUUCUUGAACAAAUUUUCACCAAAUCCUUCCUUGAUAAUUAUGCCUGUCACAAUCCGGUGGAUUGGCUCUGUCUCAUGAAUGAUUUCGAAGUAAAGAAACGCGGAAAACGUAUCUGUGAAGGGGGGACAACACGAAUCCGGUUGCCUGGUAGUUUCUUGAGUAAAUUUCUCAGCCAGAGAGGUUGCGAUAUUAACACAGCCAUUCAGCAGCAUUACAGCCUGGAUGAAAUAAAAGUCCUUCGUAACGAGUACCUCUGCCUUGAACCAAAAGUCAUAAGGCAGCUGUUCAAGUCUUGGAUGACAUCAUUUCCCACCUAUCCAACCUUCUCGCCAAACCAGAAUUGUCUGAGGUCAAGUUUGCACUCCUCGUAG